AUGAUAACUGCGGCACCCUCACGAAUUUCGUUCGCGUGCAGAGUGCCCUGUGAAUCGGAUUUACCCCAGUCAGGAGGUCUCCCUUCAGCUUCCGGUGUUCGUGCUUGUGCAGCUGUCAUCGGCCUAAGCUGUCGUCCCAGGCCAGUAAUCGUGCUUGCGCUUAUACGUCUAUCCGGUUUCACACUUCGAGGUGGAGCGGAUGAACUGGCUGAGCUGAUGAUUGCUAUUUCCGGUUGUGUUCGAAUACAUGGACCAAAAUUGGCCUUUUACGGACUGCCGCUGGAGCUAAGAUGCAUCGCUAACUUCACAUCUCCCGAAGCCAAAAUGGACCCCAGCAAUGUGCUAGAAUGGUACCACAAUGGUGUCCGCAUACGCAAUGGGCGCCACCAUAUGGGACGCGCCUUAAUAACCCGGCGAUGGAUCGAUUCGUAUCUUCUGGAGUCACGGCUCUUACUGACGUGGGUAUCUGAACGCGAGGGUGGAAUGUGGUUCUGUGUCCAUCGAGGGCGCCAGACACAACCUUCGGAAGAAAUUAAGGAAUGUAAUAACUCCCAGACGACUGAUAUGCUCACAACUGCCCCCCCUGUAAAUUCCUCAACUAGAAAAGGUUUCGCAGCUACACGCCUCGAGACUGGACCCGCGGAAACGCCCCAUGACGAGCUGUUCAUACGGAUCAUGGGUAUGACCGCAUUUUGUGAAACCUGA
Messenger RNA from Dibothriocephalus latus, 705 nucleotides. NCBI's taxonomy places the organism in Eukaryota, Metazoa, Platyhelminthes, Cestoda, Diphyllobothriidea, Diphyllobothriidae. The record is from the annotation of a GenBank genome assembly.